UUUUUGUCCAAAGAAAUAGAAGAGUAUAAAGAAGAUGCCGCGGUCGUUUCUUGUGGACUCGUUGAUUCUGCGUGAGGCCAACGAGAAGGGUGGGGACUCGAACCCGCCGCCGCCGCUGCUGCCUUACACCGUGCACCCGCCGCACGCGCUCCACGGGCUCUCGGCGGCGGCAGCGGCGGCGGCGUGUCACGCGCGCAAAGCCGGCUUGCUGUGCUUCUGUCCGCUGUGCAUGGCGGCGGCGGCGUCGCAGCAGCUUCACCCGGCGCCCCCGGCGCUCCCACUGCUCAAGGCGGCGGCCGCGGCGGCGUCCUCAGCGUUCCCGGCGGCGUUCGGCUCGCAGUGCUGCCCGUCCGCGCUCUCACGGCAACACUCGCCCUCCAGCGGCGUGCACGUGAACCACGCCGCGGGACUCUACCAGAGCGCGUACUCGGUCGCGGACCCGCGGCAGUUCCACUGCAUGUCACUCGAAAAUAGCAACAGCCAACUUCAGAGCAGCAAGCGGAUGCGCACAGCGUUCACCAGCACACAGCUCCUGGAGCUCGAACGCGAGUUCACCUCUAACAUGUACCUAUCCAGGCUGCGCCGCAUCGAGAUCGCCACCUACCUGAACCUGUCCGAGAAGCAGGUCAAGAUCUGGUUCCAAAACCGACGUGUUAAGCACAAGAAAGAGGGCAAAGGAGGUUCCCACAGAACGGGUUCUCUGCACUGCAAGUGUUCGUCUGCGCGCUGCUCCGAGGAAGAGGAUGACACUCCCAUGUCACCUUCAUCAUCAGGGAAGGAGGACGCUGACCUCUCAGUUAGCCCGUGAACUCUGAGUAAAGAAACGGA
This is a messenger RNA of Clarias gariepinus (North African catfish), 828 nucleotides long. RefSeq names its product GS homeobox 1 (gene gsx1). The transcript has 2 exons. Gene Ontology annotation, cellular component: nucleus. NCBI's taxonomy places the organism in Eukaryota, Metazoa, Chordata, Actinopteri, Siluriformes, Clariidae. Gene Ontology annotation, biological process: regulation of DNA-templated transcription. The coding region runs from base 35 to 808 and encodes 257 amino acids. Gene Ontology annotation, molecular function: DNA-binding transcription factor activity, RNA polymerase II-specific; sequence-specific double-stranded DNA binding. The record is from RefSeq and is a predicted model, not a curated record.